GUGUGCUAUAGUCUUGAGGGGGUUAGGGUAUUAAAUUUGCUUUUGCAUAAAUCACCUUAAAGCGCGCGCGCUUUUCUGGUUCUAGUUGUGUUUUUUUUAUGAUAUGUAGGUUAACUCGCAAGUUCGUUGCCUAAGUCAUUCGUAUCAUGCAGUGACGAAGAACAGCAAAGAAGAAAAAAAGCAGAUCUUUCAAUUAGACAAUUUUUUGACGUAAUUCGCAAGUUUAGCAUUACAUACACAUGGCACUGGCCAAUUUCUCGCUGCCAUUUGGUGCCCUGGCUCAGCCCUGGGGCGUCACACUGGCGCCACUGCAUCCGAUCCAUCAGCUGGCGAGCAAUACAAAUAAUCUGCUCUACUCGCCGGCGGAUCAUCAGCAGCAGCAGCCGCAUCAGUCGUUGCCCGGUCAGGAUCAUUUCAAAAAUAAUCCCUAUGGCACGCCCACAUUGCAUCAUCAGCAACAGCAACAGCAACAGCAGCAGCAGGAGACGCCACAGCAGUCGGGUUAUCCGUAUAGGCGCAAACAGGGCACCGCUUACUUGCCACCCACUGGCGCCGCACGCAACUCUGUCUACCACAUACAGCAGCAGCAACAACAACAGCAGCAGCAGCAGCAGCAACAAACGGACACAAAUGAGAAUAGUGUCUCGUUUCAGAGCUCGAGCAGCGUUGCACAAAGUCAGAGCUCGUUGCAGCUAACACAAUCGGCUGGUCGUGGUCCCGCCGAGGGUUCCUACACGCGUUUUCCGGCUGGACAAUCGACCGGACAAAAGCAAUACUAUAAUGUCCAUGGGGCGGCCAGUGCCAGUGCCACAUUUAGCAAGAACAGCGGCAGUUUUAGUAUUACCGGUUUUGGCAGCAGGCAGCAGCAGCCGUCAGCACCCCAACCCCAGUCCCAACCACAACCACCACCCCCACCACAACAGCAACCACACCAACCACCACAUCCACCCAAGGGCCAGACUCAGAAUCAGGCUCAGGGUCAGGCUCAACGUGGCAGGAAGACGGAGACACCAGCCAGCACCUAUGGCGUUGCACCGUUGCCCGAUAAUUAUCCGGAACGUGCGCCUGGAUUUACGCGUGUCCAGGCCGGGCAGGGUUCCAGGACUCAGGUGCAUGCUGUCCUCGACUACGAUGUGGAGGAGGGCGAAGAGGAGGACGAGAAUGAUGAUGGCGAAUACUACGAUGCCGAGGGGCAAGAUAAAGACAAACCGAGCAAUAAAAGUCCGAUGCCCACUGUGACGCCCAUACAGGGUCCCAUCUAUCUGAAGAAUGGCAGUGUGCCCGUAGUGCCGUUGUUUUCCUAUCCAAAAUCAAAUAAUGGCUCAUUCUUGCAGAUUCCGAUCUGGUGGACAGCGCUCUCGGUGGCGCUCGGUCUGGAUGUCCGUGGUGAUGUGAUUAAGGGCGUGCCCUGCAUCAAGCGAUAUCAUCAGCUAUUCUGCCCAACGGCCGGCAAUAGUUAUCCCAUCGAAAAAAUCGAGCGUUUCAUUGACGAUAACAAGGCGCUGAUGCGUCGCAUGUACGGUGACUUUGAGAUGAACAUGGAGGGUGGUGGCGGAGGUGGUGCUGGACCUGGAGGAGGCGGUGGACAGGCAAAGGUGCGCAAGCGACGCUUUAUAGACGAGCCGGACAUAUUUAUACCGCCCGGCGCCUAUGCUGCAACGGCGGGCGAGGCGGGUGACAGUUAUUUCGGCGAGUUGCGCAAAAAGAGACAGGCGGCAGCGGGUGGAUCUAGUAAUCGGAACAGAGGCGCCUCGGGAGGUGGUGCAGGAGCUGGUGGCAGUAGUAGAGGCAACAAUUUGCCGGGCAACUCGCGAGCACAUGGCGAAUCGGGCACAGGGCGACUCGAUGCAUGCGAAUCGAAAAUCGAAAUUGUAACACCCUAUUGGGCCUCGAAUUCGGCGGGCAAAAUACGGGCCAUAGUGAAUACACAGCACUUUGAGCAGGCCAUACAUCAGGAGGUGUGCAGCAAUACACAGACAUCGCGCUGCGAGGGCGAAUGCGGCUGUGAGCAGAAAUACAAAUGGCAUCGAUUGCUGGCCUACGAUCCUGAUAACGAUUGCAAGGGCAUUUUUAUGGAUUGGUUCCUGUUUCCUUCAUGCUGUGUUUGCAGAUGCAAUCCCUAAGCAUAACUAGCAAAAAAAUAACAACAAAAAAAUGAUGUUUUGUAGAAUGCCACUGAAUGUAUUUUAGUUGUUCUUAAGUAGCCCUAACCAUUAAGUUACUCGUAGUAGUUACUCCCUCUAGUUAAGCGAAAAUCUUAAGUUAAACACCUUUUUUUACCAGCCAUAUCCCAUCUAAACGCACACAUACACACACACACAUAUCGUUAAUAAUCGUAUACUUCCAAAUUGUCAACCUUCAUUCUGUUGUUGUAUUGUAAAUGUAAUUGUAAAUGUCAAGCGAUUAAAGUGAAUAAAUUGAAUAAAAAUAUGCAAAA
This is a messenger RNA of Drosophila grimshawi, 2437 nucleotides long. RefSeq names its product protein spaetzle 3 (gene spz3). NCBI's taxonomy places the organism in Eukaryota, Metazoa, Arthropoda, Insecta, Diptera, Drosophilidae. The coding region runs from base 240 to 2123 and encodes 627 amino acids. Gene Ontology annotation, cellular component: extracellular region. The transcript has 5 exons. The record is from RefSeq and is a predicted model, not a curated record. Gene Ontology annotation, biological process: regulation of Toll signaling pathway; innate immune response; central nervous system formation. Gene Ontology annotation, molecular function: Toll binding; growth factor activity.